Molecule: messenger RNA, 1284 nt
Organism: Pomacea canaliculata
Lineage: Eukaryota; Metazoa; Mollusca; Gastropoda; Architaenioglossa; Ampullariidae
Product: histone acetyltransferase KAT8-like
Exons: 2
Coding region: 1-1284 (427 amino acids)
Biological process (GO): regulation of DNA-templated transcription
Molecular function (GO): histone acetyltransferase activity
Source: RefSeq, a predicted model, not a curated record
AUGGCGGACGAGAAAAAGGCGGUGGAUCAAAAUGAAAGAAACAAAGAAAACCUUCCUGGUGUGGGUGAUCACUUUCUUGUCCAAAGGCCUGACAAUAUGUGGCAUUCUGCUGAAAUUAUUCAGAUUCGUCCAAAUGAACAGCCGGGUGGAGGAAAUGGUGCCUACGAAUAUUACGUUCAUUAUGAAGGCUUCAACCGAAGGUUGGACGAAUGGAUAGAAAUUGAUAGAUUUGACUUGAGUGCCAAAGUUGAAGACCCACAAACUAAGGAGAAGGAUCUGACAAUUACACUGACGGACCUAACAGAUGGUACUGAUCGUAAGAUAACACGUAAUCAAAAACGGCGGCAUGAUGAGAUUAAUCAUGUACAAAAGACUUAUGCAGAGAUGGAUCCUACCACUGCAGCUUUGGAAAAAGAACAUGAAGCCAUUACUAAGGUCAAGUAUAUAGACAAAAUUCAGAUUGGCAAGUAUGAGAUUGAUGCUUGGUACUUCUCACCAUACCCUGAAGAGUAUGGAAAGCAGCCUAAACUAUGGGUUUGUGAAUUCUGUCUCAAGUACAUGAAACUUGAAAGAUCAUUUCGAUAUCAUCAGUCCCAGUGUACCUGGCGUCAUCCUCCUGGAAAAGAGAUCUAUCGAAAGGGUUCCAUCUCCUUAUAUGAGGUAGAUGGGCAUGAAGCCAAACUGUAUUGUCAGAACUUGUGCCUGCUAGCCAAACUCUUUCUUGAUCACAAGACCCUCUACUUCGAUGUUGAGCCUUUUAUGUUUUACAUAUUAACAGAAGUGGAUCGACAAGGUUGCCACCUUGUGGGCUAUUUUUCCAAAGAAAAAGAGUCACCAGAUGGCAACAAUGUGGCCUGCAUUUUGACACUUCCCCCAUUCCAGAGGAAAGGCUAUGGCAAGUUUCUCAUUGCUUUUAGCUAUGAGUUGUCCAAGCGGGAAGGUUCAGUUGGCUCUCCAGAAAAACCACUCUCAGACCUGGGCAAACUCAGUUAUCGUAGCUACUGGUCAUGGGUGUUACUGGACAUCUUGCGUGACAUGCGUGGCACUUUUUCAAUCAAGGAUUUGUCACGCUUGACAUCCAUAUCGGGUCCAGACAUUAUCAGCACACUGCAGGCCAUGAACAUGGUAAAGUACUGGAAGGGACAGCAUGUUGUCUGUGUCACACCAAAGCUAGUUGAGGAACAUCUGAAAAGCGCUCAGUACAAGCAGCCACCUAUCACUGUAGACCCUCCAUGCUUGCGAUGGGAACCACCAAAGAAAAUGUCUAAAGUCUCAAAGAAAUGA